Messenger RNA from Macroventuria anomochaeta, 798 nucleotides. RefSeq lists its product as uncharacterized. The transcript has a single exon. The coding region runs from base 1 to 798 and encodes 265 amino acids. Lineage: Eukaryota; Fungi; Ascomycota; Dothideomycetes; Pleosporales; Didymellaceae. The record is from RefSeq and is a predicted model, not a curated record.
AUGCGGACCAUUCUGGCGCCCCUCCUCCUUGCGCCGCUGGCUCUCGCCGUGCCCGACACCCUCGCUGCUUUCGAGCCCGCGCUUGAGCAGCUUGAACAGCUCCCAACAUCCAACAACGACACCACACCCGUCGACAGCAUCGCCGAGCUCCUCAAGCGCCAGAACAACAACAACAACUGCGCAACCAACUACUACGCCUGCACUAACCUCAACGCCGCCGGCCUCUGCUGCCCGCGCACCGCCGUCUGCUCCGCCGACCGCAACAACGUCAUCGCCUGCUGUCCUCAGGGCGCAGCCUGCACCGGAACACUAGGCGCAUCCGUUACAGGCGCCGUGACAGCCAGCACCACCGUCCCCUUCGCCACGGCCUCCACAACCUCAGGCCCCUUCGUGCAAGCCACAACCGCCAACGCCGGCUCCGGCACAUCAACGGUAUCCAACGCCUUCUACCCCUUCCCCUACAUCGCCACCACUUACACCAACGCAGCUGCCUGCUCCAGCGCUUAUACGCGCUGCCAAAGCGAUGCUGCGAGCUGUACGAAUGCGCUGAUGGGCGGCGCGCAGGGCGUUACGGUCAGUGCGCCGAAUGGUGGCGCGACGAUUACUGCGGUGCCGAGUUUGGGGGCGGCGAGCGCGAGUCAGGUGUGUAGUAGUUUGAGCAGCCAGGCGUGCUAUGGGUUGCAGGUCGAGGCUUGUCAGGCUUUCGAUGGGAGUGGGAAUGCGGCGGCUACGAAGGGUUGUGGGGGCAUAGUGGUGGGCAUGGGGGUUGCGCUGGGGGUCGUGGGGCAGCUGUUAUGA